CAACUCCCCACCCUUCGUUCCCGGGCAAAUGCCAGAACCUCAACGCAACACAGUCAAUACAGCCCUUGGGAAGCAAUAAGCUAUCCAAAUUGGAAUUUAUCCUGAAUACAUCCCUACAUAAGGUCCUUUACACGCUAUAUCUUCUGGUCUGAUUUUACUCCUGUCCAUCGUAUACCCUUCGUACGUGGCUCCGCACCUCACGGUCUCACCCAACGAUCUAGAGAUUCACUAGCCCUCCUCCUGCUCCAGUUACCGAUUUGGCUCCCUAUCCGAGCUUAGCAAUAUCCAUUCCAUUCGCAUCCGCCAGCUUGAGGGAGGACUAUUCUGGGCUGCUUGACGGGCAUUCUGGGGCAUAAGUGGUUCCCAGCUCCUAUACCACAUCUUUCUUCUUCCCGUUCACCGAGCCACCCUAAAAGUAUUUGCCGCCGGUAUUUAUUUCUCUAUCAUUCCGGAUCUCUCCGGAUACGUUAACCCCGUCCACACCUCAUCAUGGCGUCUUUAAACUUGUCCACCAAUGGACCAUCAAUCUCGAAAAGCUACCGAGCUGUAGUAGAGGCUUCACCUCCAACUGGCCCGGCUGCAGCUUCACCGACAUAUGGACAGUGGGCGAUAUUUGCAGUAUCAACACCUUUGGUCAACGCAUUCCAGCAAGAUAGUGCAGGCAAGGAGAGUGUUUUGAAGGUCCAAAGCAGUGGAGAGGGGGAACUUGAAGACCUUAUCGAGGAUUUUUCCGACGGCAGGAUACAGUUUGCGUAUGUGAAGGUUAAAGAUCCAAACACUGGCCUCCCGAAAAAUGUCCUGAUUGGCUGGUGCGGCGAGGGAGUCCCGGAGAAAACAAAAGGAUAUUUUACAAGCCAUCUGGCUGCUGUUUCUAAACUCCUACAUGGAUAUCAUGUUCAAAUUUCCGCUCGCUCGGACCGGGACCUUACUCCAGAAGGUAUUGUACAGAAAGUUGCAGAUUCCUCAGGUUCAAAAUACUCUGCAGGAGAUGCCUCUGCGCCUGUUAAAUCUAGCACGAAACCGACUGUCGCAUACAAACCAGUAUUUACUCCAUCCCGGUCUGGCGGUGCCUUUAAACCUUUGGGUGGAACACCCCGCGCAGCGGCACCGACGCAAGAAAAUGUUGACGACGAUGGCUGGGGAGCAGAUGCGCCACCAGUUACAAGAACCCAACUUGAAAAGGUCAAACCUGCGUAUCAACCGACAAAGGUAAACAUGCAGGAAAUUAUGUCUCAGAAACCGAGCACAUCGAAGUUUGAGUCCCGCCAUUCGGACGAACCUUCUUCAGGCGAUGUUGUCAAAGGUGCUUAUCAACCAGUUGGUAAAGUAGAUAUUGCGGCCAUUCGCCGACAGGCGCGUGAAUCUGGUCAGUCAAACGAUGAUCGUCCCGAACCAGUAAAGGGUGCCUAUGAGCCUGUCGGAAAAGUAGACAUAGCAGCGAUCCGAGCAAGAGUACAGAGGCCGUCUGGCAGCUCUCAAGCCUCGCCUGGAAAUAUAUCUCCCGCGAUAACUGGAGGCUCAGGCGGUAGUGAAGAACGAAGGACCCUUGCAGAGCGGUCUGCCGCAUUCUCUUCUUCGGAUCGACUCACGAGCCUUCCCAAGCCAAAAGUUACCAACAAGUUUUCGGGCGCUUCUACUUUUACGGGUACGAAAGCUCCGGUUCCUGGGGCAUUUAGCGUAACCCCAGCCACAAACGCUACCACAGUGUCUGGCGCAAGCCGAACGUUCGCUGAUCAAGGGGGGAAAACACCGGCACAGCUAUGGGCUGAAAAGAAAGCCCGGGAGAGAGGCGGUGCAGUGGAAACCGGCCCUUCGCUUGCUGAAAGCCAACAGCCAUUGCAAAGCCAGUCCAGCGGCGGGGCUGGAUGGAAAAGUUCAUAUACUGGCAAAUCCUGGGCGCCAGUUCAAACUACGCACACGGGUGGCAGUGGUGCAGGCCACCAACGUUCUGGCAGUGAACUAGAUGAAACCAACACACCACCAAAACACGAAGAGGAAGAACGAAAUAUCCCACGUGGAGGAAUUGGCUCUAUUCGUGAUAGAUUUGCGAACACCCCGCCAAUGGGUACUACCGCCCCGGGGUCUGACUAUGCACGUUCGGCUCCGUCCCCGCCCCGGUUGGAUACCUCCAAUAAACCUGGCGCCACUCGUGUUCCAAUUCCCGGCCUUCCAUCACGGCCCACAGAACCUGAAGAGCCAUAUGAAGAUCAAGGCCAGCCAAUUCCAACGCCGCCUCAGCAACCUCGUUCUCCAACCCCCCAAUCUCCCGCUUCUAUCCCUGGCUCCCCCAUUAGAGUAGCGAUGCCGGUAGGUAUGGGAUCCGCAGCUGAAAAGAUACCCGAUGCACAUGAAGAGCAAUAUUCGCCGCCUGCUGCAUUACCAGUCCGUUCCCUUGAGAACCAGCUUCCCCGCGAAGAAAACCUAGACGAUGAACGUGCCCACGACGACGCCCGCGCCGUUGCUCAAGCGGGUGCAACCGAACACCACCCAGAACCACCACAGACUGCAGCGGCGAAAUCUGGGUCCACUCGUGCUCUCGUAGUAUACGAUUAUGAAAAAGCAGAGGAUAACGAGAUUAACCUAGUUGAGGGCGAGUAUGUCACCGAAAUCGAUAUGGUUAGUGAUGACUGGUGGAUGGGAGUGAAUGCGCGUGGCGACCGUGGUCUGUUCCCUCAAAACUAUGUUGAGCUUGCGUCAGCGCCAGACCAACCCGCUCCGGCUUCUGGGUCGGGAUCUGGUUCGGGCUCUGGAGGGGGUGCACAGCCGGCUACAACUGGACGAACAGCAACGGCCCAGUAUGAUUAUGAGGCUGCUGAGGAUAAUGAACUUGGGUUCCCUGAGGGAGCAACGAUCACCAAUAUUGAGUUUCCAGACGAAGACUGGUGGCAUGGCGAAUACAACGGCCGAAGUGGUCUUUUCCCAGCCAACUACGUUGAACUGAAUUGAUCCGAAAAAACCACUCUUUUCAAAACAUGCUCAUUCCAUGCCAGGUAGAAAGACCGCACUGCGGCAUAGUUUACUUUCUGCAAACCACCAACCUAUUCCUCACAUCACCCUCAAUUAUGUUGCCAUUUCAUUUUGCAUUCGGUUUUACAUUUCAUUUCUUUCUUUAGCAGUCACUCGCGAAAAUGGCCUCUUUUUGACCUUAGACUAGUAGCUCUUGCGAUUUCAACUACAUUUAGUCUGCUGGGAGUGCGCUGGGUCCAACUUUGGCGUGCGUCGUUUAGUUAGUUGAUCCAGCUAUAUAGCAAGCAAAUGUACCAGCACGAUUAUUUGAAAAGCUAUUCCUGCCGGUAAUAUUCUUUUUUCGAUAAAUUCGCUCUGUACAACACGUGCGAGCAUCCCUGUACUCGCUUCUCUUCACACCGGGCAAAUCAAAAGUUAAUCCCACUUCCAAAAAUUUCCAUUUCACAAUAAUUGGCCAAAAGUCUAGACACAAUCUCAAGGGAGCCAAAAAAUAACAAGGCGAAACCAAUGCCAAACAAAAUAUAAUGUUUCUUCCGAUAUAUACGUUAUCAUCAGUCAAUCGUCAAUUCAUCCCCCUGGGCCGCCUUGGCGUAGAAGAAACUAGCCCCCACAACCUCCAGUCCAUACUCUUUCGCCCAAUCACGCACACCUCGCCUCACCCCUCCAUAUCCCCAAUGUUUCCGCUUCCUUGGAGCAGUUAUAUUGUAUGCCGUCGCCGCGUCACCCUCCAGCAGCACGAAGACAUACCGAUGAUAUUCAGUGCCUGACGGGGGUGAGGGGGGUAAGUAGGACUUCAGAACCCGCGGGAUGAGGUUGUACGAAGGGGAUGUGACGCUGGGAUUGUUGGCGUCCUGUUGUUGAAGGCUAACGGGCCAGGGGAUUGAUAUAUUGCUCACGAUCCAAUGGCACAUUUCGCUCCAGAUGGGAUGCUUGCGGCUCUUUGCAUCAGGAUCUGUGAGAAUUAUGCUGUAAGACUUUUCGGAGCGGUGGGGCUUGGAUGCUGGCGUUGGAUGGGGAGAUGGGUUUGGAUUUGUAUUUGAACUUAGAGGGAUGAGGAAGGGGUGGAAUUCGAAGACAGGUUGUGAGCGGACGGCGCUAGGCGAAAUAUAGCUGCCCAGGGCUAUUGUUGUGUGUGUUGACGGGUAGCUUAUGAGAAGCGAGAAUGUUGGUUCGAAGUCAUCGAGAACUGUGAAUUUUGCUGGUAAGUGGUAAGUAGGUGUACGAGAUGAACUUCUGCUCAAUUAGGGGGCUAGAUGGAAUGCGUCCUCUAUGAUUGCGACGCGGAACUGACCGUCGGGGAUUAUGGAGGCUCCAAUUAGGCUGCGAUCAAAGCGAAUUGGUUAGACAAUGUCAUCUGCUACGCAUUUGAAGUUAAUUUCACGAUGCUCUAAGGAACAAAGGUUAAGCCCACGCAUCGCG
Messenger RNA from Blastomyces gilchristii SLH14081, 4386 nucleotides. RefSeq names its product actin binding protein. Gene Ontology annotation, molecular function: actin filament binding. The record is from RefSeq and is a predicted model, not a curated record. NCBI's taxonomy places the organism in Eukaryota, Fungi, Ascomycota, Eurotiomycetes, Onygenales, Ajellomycetaceae. Bases 490 to 2946 code for a protein of 818 amino acids. The transcript has 5 exons. Gene Ontology annotation, cellular component: plasma membrane; actin filament; site of polarized growth. Gene Ontology annotation, biological process: regulation of actin filament polymerization.